Molecule: messenger RNA, 1663 nt
Organism: Lolium rigidum
Lineage: Eukaryota; Viridiplantae; Streptophyta; Magnoliopsida; Poales; Poaceae
Exons: 6
Coding region: 629-1519 (296 amino acids)
Biological process (GO): biosynthetic process
Cellular component (GO): cytoplasm
Molecular function (GO): isomerase activity
Source: RefSeq, a predicted model, not a curated record
CAGAAUAAGAAAAAACAGUUAAGUAUAGGUGGUUGGUGUUGGUGAUUAUGGCUCUUGGUUUUCAAUGGGAGCCAGUCCAUGUUUUGAAAUUGACUGGAAAUGUAGGACAUGUUAUGCGUUUUAUUUUCCGGAAAAUGGAGCAUUGAGCCCGGCUUUUGCAUCGACGCAGACAUCUGGUUAAAAAAAACCCGUCUGGCAACAAGAUAUCAUUUAACUUGAACGUUCUGAAUGAGAAGGAGCAAUUGGCUCGAAAAAAACUGGAAAAAUAUCAGCUCUGACGAAGCCAAUUGCAAGCUAGUCAAGCAAUCCUAAAUUAGUUGAACCUAGUAUACUACCUUUGGUAGGUAAGAUCUCACCAUUGUAGUUCCAAGUUUCCAACCUGCCAGUGACUCCCUUACCUGUUGCUUGAGCAAAACCUGCCAGUGACUCCAAAUGCCUGGUCCAGAAGUUGAUAAAGCCUCCCAAGUUCCCUAUCGUCAGUGCUGAUGAAUAAUGCUUUGCCAACUGACAUCAUCAGCAGCUGAUGACUAGCACUAACACUACUACACUAGUGUCCUAUAAAAGCGUGAUCGGAUGCACAUCCGUUCCGACAAGCUCACUCCCACAGAUUUCAAGCUGCUUCGCGUAAAUGGCCAAGAAAAGCAUCCAAUACGUCGUGGUGGACGCCUUCACGGCCGAGCCGUUCAAGGGCAACCCCGCCGCGGUGUGCCUCCUCGAGGAUGAUGCCUCGGCGCCCACGGGGGACGCGCGCUGGAUGCAGUCCGUCGCCGUCGAGUUCAACCUCUCCCAGACCGCCUUCCUCUCCCGCGACUCCUCCUGCCCGGCCGACGCCGCCACCCCGCGGUUCCACCUCCGCUGGUUCACCUCCGUCACCGAGGUUGCGCUCUGCGGUCACGCCACGCUGGCGUCCGCGCACUUCCUCUUCACCUCCGUCCUCGCGGAGCACGGCGUGGUCGAGUUCGCCACCAAGUCCGGAAUCCUGACCGCCAAGAAGGUCCCCGCGCCGGAGACGGAGGAGCAGGGAAAGCUCUUCAUUGAGCUCGACUUCCCCUCCAGUGAUUUUGUGUGUUGUGGCUCGGCCGACGAGCUGCCGUCGAUCCCGGACACGCUCAACGGCGCCUCCGUCGUCAGUGUUCACAAAUCGGUGGCCACCACCGACUUCAUUGUGGAACUUUCAUCUGGAAAAGAGGUUGCCGAUGUACUUCCUAACAUCGAAGAAAUAAAAAAAUGUGCCGGCAGAGGUGUGAUUAUUACAGGACCGGCACCUGCUGGAUCUGGUUAUGACUUCUUCACGCGUUUCUUCUGCCCCAAGUGGGGGAUAGAUGAGGAUCCUGUUUGUGGCAGUGCACAUUGUGUUUUGGCACCCUACUGGGCUAAAAAGUUGGGCAAACAAAAACUGGUAGCGUUUCAGGUAUCUCCAAGGAGUGGAGUGCUAUACCUGGAGCUGGAUGCUGCGAAUCACAGAGUGCGACUUCAGGGAGAGGCCGUUACUGUUAUGGCUGGGACACUCUUCGCGUAGCUAUCAUGUUGCCAUCCACUCCAGGCACAAGCGUUCAUGGACUCUUGAUGUGAACUACAUUGAAAUAAAAAUAUAAUUGCUGCAUAUAUGCUAGUUUAACUCUAAAUCGAUCAGUUUUACGGGAAUAAAAACACUUGCUGAGCA